UAUCAUAGUGACGGUAAAAAUAUGAAACGGUAACGCAUAACCGGAAGGUCUUGCCUUUCGACGGGCCACCCCAUUGCUAUUUAUAUUUUUAUGUUGUUUUUAUAAAUAUAUUUUCAUGUUAAAUUAUAUAUUUUGAUCCGUUAUAAAAACUUUCUUUAUCGUUUGUCAAUUGGUAAAACAAAUUUGUUAAACGAGAUUUUGCUAAAACCCACUGAUGAAUCUCCCGCGUCUGCUCAAUUGAGCCCUAGAAAAACCCCAAUCAAGAUUCACCCCCAAUUCUUCCGAUCACUCUUCUGCAAUCAUCAAUUUCUUCAUUGAUUGAAGCUAACGUCCUACAGAAUUCAAUGAAAACUGGAACGAAAAGGAGCAGGAAAGAGAGCGAAGCCGAACAAGCGUCGAGGAAGAAAAAGAAAGUCGACUGUUUCGCCUCUCUUCACGAUGACCUCCUUAUAGACAUCCUUCAAAAGCUUCCAGCCGAUAUACUCCGCUACAAAACAAGAUUCGUUUGCAAACGGUGGUUCAGUUUGAUCACCAACAGGAUAUUAUUCGACCAUGCGUCUUUGAUUCUCGAGACUUCAUAUGGAAGCCGCACCGUCCGUCUCUUGGAUAUAAGCGAAGAUAAGCACGGGCUAACGUUGAAAGAACAAAAUCUCGAAAUACCAUAUACCGGCCGUAUAAAGUCUUGGUGUAACGAAUUUCUUCUAAUAACCGACCUCUACAAAGAAGGAUCGUUGUUCAUAUACGAUAUGAUACGUAAACAAGGAUCGUUUCUUCCCCCAUGUUCGACUUCUUGCGGAGGACAUUACGGUUGCAAAUGCGGAGUCGGUCUUUCGUACGACAAAUUUAAGGGAGUAUACAAAGUUGUUCACGCGUUUUUGGGCCCGCAAAUCCAAUGUGAACUUCUUAUCUUUAAAGGCGAUAUUGCUUCUUGCAAUUCGUUAAAAUGGAAAAAGAUUAGCGGGCCGUAUUAUACGGGUCAACGGCGGUAUUAUUGGGACGACCCGGUUUCUGUUCAAGGCAGGUACUUUCAUUGGGACGUUCAUUGUUCGAAGUACUUGGUUUCGAUGGAUACAGUUAAAGAGCGAUUUCGUCAAACGUGCUUGCCCGGAUCGGACGUUUUUCCUAUGAACAAACGGUAUUCUUUGGUUGAAAUGGGCGGGUUUCUCUCGCUUCUUCAUAAAGUUUCGGAGGAUAAAAUCAACGUAUGGAUGCUUAAGGAUUAUCAAAGGUCAAAGUGGGAGAUUUUGCAGUCGAUAAACGUUUCAAGCCAUGUGUGGUCGAGCAUUUAUCCGGGUCGGGUUCUUCCUCUUCCGGUUACUUGCGUGAAAGGCAAGAGGUAUAUCGUUUUUCGGAAACCCGGAUCUGAAACCGGUUUAUACAGUUAUGAUUUGGAAAAUAAGAUCAUGAGACGGCUAGAUGUUAAUAUCGCACCUGCGGAACGUUGUGUGGUUCGAACAACGGAAGCUGCAAGUUUUUUUUGAAGUCGGGUCAUGACGCAGCGUAUACCAUAAAGGCGAAACCUAUAAAAGAGAUUGUUUUAGUCAUAGUGUGGACAUGUUGUGUGAUCGUCGGGUCGUAUAAUCAUCAUGUGUGUUUUUUCGUAUUUGUACUUGUAGGAUUGUCGAGUAUCGUGUUGUGAAGGGACGUUAUGCUCCCUCGUUUGAACAUAUAGCGUUAUAGUGAUAUUGAUGGUGAAAUAGGUUGUGAUAUAAACGUAAAAAAAUAUGUUGAUCGCGUUA
Messenger RNA from Helianthus annuus (common sunflower), 1739 nucleotides. Its product is annotated as putative F-box protein At5g50220. The transcript has 2 exons. Gene Ontology annotation, molecular function: protein binding. The record is from RefSeq and is a predicted model, not a curated record. Lineage: Eukaryota; Viridiplantae; Streptophyta; Magnoliopsida; Asterales; Asteraceae. Bases 345 to 1481 code for a protein of 378 amino acids.